UAAAGGCACAAUAACACCACCCUGGCUCUAAGAAAAACAAAAACAAGAAUCUCUUUUAAAAUGGAAUAAAGAAAAAAGAAAAAAAAAAUUGCUCAAAAGAAAAUGUUUUUUCUUGGGGUUAUCGUGACGUAGAAGUGAAUGGGAAGCCGAAACGAAGACGAGUUAAUGAAAGAAGAUAAAAGAUAAAAGAUAAGCCUGAUUUUAAGGACAAAGUUUGCAGUAUGUCGGAGGAGGAGCCAGACAAAGUUGAAAAGACUGCCCUUGCAUUCGAUGACUUGGAGGACAUUCCAAGCAUCGACUGUGAAGACAGCCUUUCGGAUUCACUUCCCACAGUGAAAGAGGUUGUCCCUUCGAAGUCUACAAAGGGCAGUACUGGAGAAAAUGUAGAGAAGAAGGAGGAAAUGGCAAGUGAAAGGAGAGAUAAAGAAGAGAAAGAAGAGGCAGGGCAAGAAGCAUGCAGUGGAGGAAGUUCUAGAGAUAAGCUAGAUGAGGGUACAUUGCAGCCUGAAGAUAAGGAAAGUGGGGUCACAGAUAAGGCCAGGGUAGAGGAUGGAGCAACUGAUAAUCUGGAAUCACCUGCUGUAACUCACACGUUCUCGUUCCCCCUACGGAAGGAAUCAGGAGGGCCCCCUGACGCCACUCCAACCCCACCGGAGCCAAUGGACAGAGAGGAGGGUAAGGCAUCCCUGGCCUCUUCAUCACCUAAGCUCUCUGCCAAAACCAAGACCAAAUCAAAGAAGUCCAAGGCAUCUCGUCUUGCCAAGGAAGAGAGGGACUCGGACUCCUCAGUGUCCUCCCGGAAGAAGGGCCGAACAACCACGAAGACACAAGUCAAGUGCAAGUUUGCACCUGGAGGACUAGAGUACAUCGAGGACUGUCUGCAGGGACGCUUCUUCUCAGGUUGGGUGGAGGAACGGCGCUGGGUGGAACACCUGGGGGGUUACCGGGAUGAGGUGCAGGUGGAUGAGUGGGAGGUGGAGCUUAAUGCGCAGCUCAAUGCCAUUGUCAGAAGCAUCCCAGGCGUGCUAGAAGGCACUAAGUGGAUCAACAUCACACCUCCAUCAGCCACAGAGCUAUGCUACAGCCUUUGGGUACUGCUUGGGGAAGCACCAAGUCCAGGCCACUAUUGGUUCACUGUGACAGGGGUGGCUGUCCAACCCCAGUUUGGCCUGCGCAUUUCCCUAAGGAUUUUGAGGAGCAUCCACCCCCAGGACUAUGAGACAGCCGAGGUGCGGCGGAAGAGGCGCAAACAACUGGUGGCUGCAACCGAGCCAGGCCAGGAGCUGGAGACGAUUGGCCAGCACAUCAUGGACUGGUGGGAGCAGGCCCAGCAGAUUAGUUGGGCCGGAGGAUGGGCGGCCGUGCGCUCCACCCUGACGCUGAGCAAUAUCAGAGAGGCUGUGAGGUUCACCGUGGUGCUAGUGAUCACGCUAGUGGUGGGUCUGGUGGCAUUCCUGAGGGAGUCCCACCAUGUUGCCCUCCGUUUCAUCCGAGAAGCUGGCAUAUUCUUCCGCAACAUCACACCCUUCCUGCAGUCGAUAAUGGGCUUUGUGGAGAAGCUCAUUGGUGGCUUCUACCUCCUGAUAGCCAUGGUCUACAGGGACUUCCGUCAGCCAAGUGGUCCUCCUGGUCCUCCACCUCCCUCCUCCUUUCUCUCCCCGCACAGGCAGCCUCCCUUAGCUCUAGGUCAGGCUCCCCCACCUUCCCCCUACACCCCUACUGGACCUAGGGUUGUUAAGUAUGUUGGCCCAGAGCAGUGGGUGUAUAAAAGCCAAAAUAAGAGCUCGUCACCUCCAAGUUGAGGAAUGUGUCUUCUUGUUUGGUAAAUCAAAUAUUACAUUUUUACAUUUUUAUUCUCUAGGGAUCUUUUUUAUAUUAAGUUAUUGGAAAUAUCAUACUUGCUUUUAAUUACCUGUCUAUGGCCAAUAUUUAUAUUAUUUAUUUUUCUUGCAAGUUUUUCUUUAUUUUACCUAUUUUAGUGUCAUAUUUCAGGAUCUGCUUUGCAUUUACUCCUCAGUUUAUCCAACUUGAAUUUGACGUUUGGUUCUCAAUGGUAUAGUGAUUUUUACACCUCAGAUGGCAUUUCCCAUUCCCUCAACAUAUGAUCCUUUCACAAGUGUGUCUUUCACUCCCUUCCAUUCAUGAAUUCACUCCAUUCAUAAUCUUGUAACUAGUCACUGCAAGCAUUUCUCUUCUACUCUCAAGAUGCAGUAGAUUCCUGAAGCAGGUAAUGACAACUGUUCACAACAUGAAUAUAUAUAUGCAUAUAUAUAUUUUUAAUACUCACUGAAUGUUCAAUAUCAAUACUUCUAGCAGUGGUUCAGACAUCACAUAGUUGAGCAGAGUAUGAGAAUGUGCCUUUUUCUUUAUGUGAUGUCAUAUGGUGCCUAAUCAGAGUUAUGUGUUCUGCGUAAAGAACACAGGUGUUAUAUCUGAUGAAAACCUAGGAAGAGAAACAUUUGAUAUUAUGUUUAAUUAGUCUUUAUUUAUUUGGAAUGUUGAAACUGGUUUGCUGUUUUCCUCUCCCUCUCUUUGUUUCACUACAAAAUCUUAGAUAUGGUUUGUUGUAGUGUGAGUAAUUCCUUGGAAAUUGUGUGUAGAAAUCUUUACUGUCCAGAACAGUUGGCUUUGCUAAAAGGAUUUUUCUAUAAUCUAGGAAAAAAUCCCCAAAUUUUGCCUACACAUAUCCAGUCACUGUUUUUGAGAAAUACAUUUUGUAUUAAUGAAAAACAGGAUAUACUACUCACAAGGAUGUUUACCAUAUUCAAAAUAUUUAGGUUACACAUGUUCCCCAGUGUUUAUAACAUUUUUACCUUCAUGACUUCCCAAUCUUUACAUCUGCAAAAAGCAGGAAGUAGAAAGUGGUGGUGUGUGUGUUCUAAAAGAUUAGUCAAUCUGUAGAGUCUGAUCCUAAGUGGUACAAAUAUAUGGGUGUUAACUAGUGUAGAGGAGAUAGAGCCAGUGUAUAGAAAUUUAUGCUAAUAAUUUUGUUUAUUUAUACCAAAGACUUUUUACGAAUCUCAAGUGCAAAGCAUCUACAAGCAGUGUUUUUCUAAUUGGUGCAGAGAAGGAAAGCAUUUGCAAACAAAAUUAAGCAGUAGAUCAUCUGCUUAGAGAAUUCCUUUCUGUUUGGGAACUAAAGUAAAGGUACUCAAGAUUAUCUUAGUAUUUUAAAUUAAAAUUAGACUAGAAUAACAAAGGAUAAUAAGAAUAGAGUUGAGUCAGUGCAUUAACAGCAGGUCACAGUUAUAAUGAGAGUAUAGUGUUUAUUACAAGGCUCAAUUUAGAAUACAGAGUUACUUCACUUCAGGAACUGCAUUUAGAAAUACAGAGUCACUUCAGGAAAAAGCAAUAGCUUUGUCAUAUUUUUUUCUUCCUUUUUUUUUUUUAGUUAUAUUGUGAUCAGAAGAUAAAAGUUGUGUGAAUGUGUGUAUCUAUGCAAACAAUAGAGGUACAACCCCACCAACAAGUCUCUGCCUCUAAUAUAUUUGAAAAUGAUCAUGCAUUUAGAUGUGGAGCAAAAAGCUACAUCCCUUGAAAACAGAGUAGAUGCACUACAAUUUGUCUCUACCUUUUACACUGGUCUUAAAAGUAUACAGGUUCUCAGUCAAUAACAGCACUCAGUAAAUCACUCCCUUACAACCUGACUGCUACAUUUAUAAAACAUAUUGGGAACUGGAUUGUCCUGCAGUGCCAAACCACCUUUAGUAUGGACAACUGCUCUUGUCCCUCCAUGUUUACUAUACCUUUCAGGUUGGUGAAUAUUUCAAGGAUGAUACUGAAACAAAGUCUAUUAAGUAAAGCUAAAUGGCAAGGAACAGCUGAUCUCCUUACAGAUGACUAUAAUGAGGUUUGGUAUAAUAUAGCAUCACUUUUAAAAAUGGUAAUGGUUUUAAUGCAAUGGAGUUUACAAAUUACCUAAAAAGGAUGUGACAUUAGAUUAGAUUUUUAACCCAUUCGCGCCGGGUGUCAUGUAUACAUGACGUGCCCACUGUGAGCUUACUUGUUUAAUUGUUUUCACAUAUAGAUGACUACACUUGUACUUGUACUGCCUGUCUCGCCUGUUUACCCUUUUCUUUAAUUUACGAAAAUAUUUUACAUGAUCUUAUUUUGCUGUUACUAAUGUUUAUAACAAAAUAAUAAAUAACCAUCGAUAUUCAUAGCACUAGUAAAAAUAUUUUUUCCCGCCAUUUCAAGUAAAGGUGAAAUCAGGUAAGGCAUAGCCAUCUAGUGUAGAGGGGUAUUUCACAAAAAAAAAAAAAAAAAAAAUGAAUACAGCAUUUUCCCCAUUUUUUUUUCAUUUUUACCCGGCGCAAAUGGGUUAAAAAUAUAAGAUCAGAUUUUCUGAUAAUUUGCUGGGAAAGAGAAAUAGAAUAUCUUUAUCAUUGCCUAUAUCUAAUAUUAUGAAGUAAUAAUUGGACCUACAACAGAUCAUAUUGAUGACAUGACAAAAAAAUACAGAACUGUGUGGUUAAGCCCUGUCAUGAAGAAACAAUAUCAGCAGCUGUUAUACCCUUUGUAACAGUCAGUCAUGUAAUUAUUUAAGCAGCAUUGCCAAAUAUCUACUGUCAUUGAUUCACACACAAUCCAAAUGCCAGAUAUGAGUGAGUGCACAGACUGGCAACUGCCACUGGGAACAGCAAUCGCAAAACACACCCCAGACAUAACAGAAUUGAUCAUGUAUUUUUCCUAUUGUAUUAAUAAGAAAAGAGGCAGAGACUGUUUGUUAUAAGUGUACAUGUAAUAGCUUUUACUUUGGGCACUUGUUAUACCUGUUAUAGAAAGAAAUAAAAAGCAGUUGACAGCAAGGGUAAGAUUUUUUUCUAGACAAAUGCAGAUGGCUGUGGAAUUGUUCAGCAAUAUUGUAUUUUGUGUAAACUUUUUACUUUCUCAGUGUUGAGAUAUGUAAAUCAUGAAGCCAAUAAAUACUCAGAAAAUA
Molecule: messenger RNA, 4939 nt
Organism: Penaeus indicus
Lineage: Eukaryota; Metazoa; Arthropoda; Malacostraca; Decapoda; Penaeidae
Exons: 5
Coding region: 222-1802 (526 amino acids)
Source: RefSeq, a predicted model, not a curated record